Neoarthrinium moseri is the source of this 1056-nucleotide messenger RNA. RefSeq lists its product as uncharacterized. The transcript has 5 exons. Lineage: Eukaryota; Fungi; Ascomycota; Sordariomycetes; Amphisphaeriales; Apiosporaceae. Bases 1 to 1056 code for a protein of 351 amino acids. The record is from RefSeq and is a predicted model, not a curated record.
AUGUCUUCGCGACAGUCGCGAUCGAACCAAGCCCCGCCGCCCGCGUCCGGCCGACAGAAUGAAUACUUCGUACCCAGGGACGGGAUCGACCGUGAAGUCAUCACUGCCGAUGUCUGUCGCUACCUAGGCAACGACGCCCUGGUGCGCCCAGGCGUCUACGAGAGUCCGCAAACGGGCCAGGUCGUCCAGGGCUACUACAUCACAGCCUACAGAAAUCUAACCUCAGCCAUGAUCGAAGAUUUGAAGGCAGACUCUGCGCGAUGGGACCAAGAAAGGCGGCAGCAAACUGCGCGCAAUCCCGUUGGAGUGCAGUACCGUAACUCGGCCACGCACGAAUCGCGCCAGUACUACGGGCCUACAGGAGGUGCCGAUUCCACUUACCAGGAUAACUCCCGGGACUCGUAUGAUGCCACCCCUAGAUAUCCAGGCACUGGCAGUGCAGGAUAUUCCGGGGCUUCUGGAGGCUAUCCACCUCAGUCAUAUGGUGGGAACCAGGGUGGGUAUGGCGGCCAAGGGGGCUAUACCACAGCCCAGCCGCAACAAUUCGCCCAGUCGCCUGCAGAUGUAUCCUACCCAGGAGGUGCUGCAAUGUCUGGUUCUGGAUUCGGCCAGCCGAGCGCGGAACGACCCUACACCCAGACCGGUGCACACAUGGCUGUCAGAGGUGGCGAUACACCGAUGUAUGGUACUAAUGACCCAUAUGCUGCCAGUCCCAGGGACAGGAUACCAGUGACAACAAUGGCACAAGGCCGGCCGACGUAUGUAACGUCGGGACCGCCGCCGUCACAGGGAUUUCCUGCUGCCGCAUUUUCGGGCUCACAAUUUGUCCCGACCGACUCGAGAGACCCUUUCUAUGGACGCGCUUCGCCAGCAGGCAACCCAGCUUAUGGCACCACACAUGAUUCACAGUAUGACACAGCUCCUGCUCCCCGUGCCUCGGCGCCUCCUUCCAAUGCUCAGAUGGCAUCCAGCGGAUCUUCCUCGCGCCAUAACCGGGAGAGCGUUGAGCGUGACCGCCAUGCCGAGUCGAGACAUCGUCAUCGCAGUGGACGGUAA